AUACGAAAUCUCACUUUUGCAAAUCUGAAGAAAUAUCUUCUAGCGGGCACGAUAACACGGAAAUAAAGAAAUACCCGAUAUAAAAGAUAAAGAGAUACCCGAUAUGGAAAAUGAAAAAUUAUUUAAUAUAGAGAUACCGGACUUUAUAAAAUUGUUAAUUGGUGCAGUAGAAAGUGAAUAUUUCAUUUUAGAGCCGUGUGUCAAUCUUCCGACUAAAGGAAAAGAUACUACAACUGAAGUACUUCUUGUACCGGGUAUCGAUGGAUGUGGAGUCGUAUUUAAUCAUUUAGCAUCAAGUAUUAAGUUUUCGGCAAUAACCUUAUAUUAUAGCGUAAACGAUAUCGAUGCUAUAAACGUUAUAUCAGACACAGUCAAUCGUCUGACAGAACAUAUAUUAUCAAAAUUGAGAAACAAGACAACAAAUUUUGUAAUAGUUGGAUAUUCUUUCGGAUCUAUUAUCGCAAUUGAGCUAACAAGAAGAUUGGAGGCUGUGAACUUUAAAAGUCGACUUGUUCUCAUUGAUGGAGCUCCUGAACAAAUACAAACAAUGUAUGCACAUUUUACAUCAAACUGGAGCGAAGUAGAUUUUCAAAUCAUUAUUCUGAGCCACAUUAUGAAAAUGUAUACAGGAGAAAUUAGUAGUGAGAUUCUACUGGAAUUGAAGAAGUGUAAAAGCUGGGUGGAGAGAUAUAAUGUUUUCGCGAAACAUUUCUUAGCAAUAAAUACUACAUUCUCACCUAUAAAUUUGAAAACAUUGUGCAUAACGAUUUAUAAGCAUUUAUCUGCCAUUCCACAAUAUGAUCCUUCCGUAUUGCCGCGUAUUAAGUCUCCCAUAAUAUUAUUGAAACCAACAAUUGAAAUAUCGCACAUAACGCUCGAAGAAAAUUAUGGUUUGCAUAAG
Molecule: messenger RNA, 901 nt
Organism: Pogonomyrmex barbatus (red harvester ant)
Lineage: Eukaryota; Metazoa; Arthropoda; Insecta; Hymenoptera; Formicidae
Product: fatty acid synthase-like
Biological process (GO): fatty acid biosynthetic process
Molecular function (GO): fatty acid synthase activity; phosphopantetheine binding; oxidoreductase activity
Source: RefSeq, a predicted model, not a curated record